UCCUUCUACCUCAUUCAUGUCAUGCCUACGACCAGCUCGUGUGUGCCGUCUGGAUCUGAAUCUAGCUCCCUCCCUCCUCCAGCCCUGUAUAUAAACCCACCCGUCGCCGAGGAGAAAUCAGUAGCCAGAGUGAGAGUUCAGCAACACUUCUUUACUAAACCUCUUGUUCAGUUCCAACGACCAUCGCCACACACAGAGAGAGGGAGAGAGAGUGUGUGUGUGUGUGUUGAAGAAAAGAAAGAUGAAGCUUAUGGGAAGGAGACAGGGGGGAGGAGGAGGGUUGAGCCGGAGCCUCAAGGAGCACAGGGCCAGGCUCUACAUCAUCCAGCGCUGCGUCGUCAUGCUCCUGCGCUGGCACGACUGACUCACACCCUCCCUCCAUGGAUUCCAUGGACGCAUGGUGUUUUAGAUUUUUGGGUCUGUGAUUGUGCUGUGCCAGAAUGGUGUCGGCAGGUCGUACUUGUACAUAAAAGGCCAGUUGAUUAUACAAGUAGAAGUAGCAGCAACGCAAAGCAAUAUAUUAGGAUCCACAGUAGUGUUCAUUGAUUCACCGCUUCCCUCUGCCCUCCAUCCCCUUCGUUCCGUCAAGUGUGUCCCGUUGUACAAUUCAAGCGCUGUCGAAUACUGUAAUGGAAUGCAAUAUAUCGGCUGAAACAGAAGGAAUCGCUGGAUCAA
This is a messenger RNA of Hordeum vulgare subsp. vulgare (domesticated barley), 675 nucleotides long. RefSeq names its product small polypeptide DEVIL 4-like. Lineage: Eukaryota; Viridiplantae; Streptophyta; Magnoliopsida; Poales; Poaceae. The record is from RefSeq and is a predicted model, not a curated record. The transcript has a single exon. Gene Ontology annotation, biological process: negative regulation of cell population proliferation. The coding region runs from base 242 to 364 and encodes 40 amino acids.